UUUCCAUAACCCUUUCUUAAUUUCUCCUCUUCUCUCGAUUCUCUUUUUUCUCUCUAAUUUGGUAGUGUUUUUUGAGGGUUUAAUGAGGGCAGAAAUGGAGUUCAAAAACCAAGAACAGCAACCUCAACCAUCAAAAUAUGAAUGCCUUCUUUUUGAUGUGGAUGACACACUUUACCCUCUAAGUUCUGGCUUGUCUAAACAAUGCACCAUUAACAUUGAAGAGUAUAUGGUUGAAGAACUUGGGAUAGAGAAAGAUAGAGUUGUAGAGAUGAAUCAGUUUUUGUAUAGAAAUUAUGGGACAUCCAUGGCUGGUCUUAAGGCUAUUGGUUAUGAGUUUGACAACGAUCACUAUCACAGCUUUGUUCAUGGAAGGUUACCAUAUAACAAUCUAAAGUGUGAUCCAAUUCUUAAAAAUAUCUUACUUAGUUUGCCCAUUCGCAAAGUUAUCUUCUCGAACGCGGAUGAAGUUCAUGUUGCCAAAGUUCUAAGUAGGCUUGGUUUGGAGGGUUGUUUUGAAAGGAUCAUAUGCUUUGAAAGUCUUAACUCCUCUGAUUUAGAUACUUCUUCUGAUGAUGGCUCUAAAUCGGAUUCCAAAACCUCGACAAACAGCGAUACAGAUGACACUCUUCCACCGCUCCCUGUCACUCCAAUUAUCUGCAAACCUUCUCCACAAGCAUUUGAGUUAGCACUCAAGAUAGCCAACGUUGACCCUAAGAAAACAUUGUUCUUUGACGAUAGCAUCCGCAACAUAAAAACGGGAAAAUCCAGUGGCCUCCACACAGUGCUGGUUGGAUCAUGGAAUAGAGGGAAUGGAGUUGAUUAUGCAUUGGAAAGCAUUCAUAACAUUAGAGAAGCUCUGCCAGAACUAUGGGAAGUUGAUGAGAAGAUGAAGAAUCAAAGGCUUUCUUCAAAAAUUGCAUUGGACACUUCAUUUGUUAUGGCCUAAUUAAAUAUUCAACUCCUCAUUAUUAUAAUUAACAUAUCUAUUUUAUUACCCCUAA
Cucumis melo (muskmelon) is the source of this 1001-nucleotide messenger RNA. RefSeq lists its product as uncharacterized. The transcript has 8 exons. The record is from RefSeq and is a predicted model, not a curated record. Bases 83 to 946 code for a protein of 287 amino acids. NCBI's taxonomy places the organism in Eukaryota, Viridiplantae, Streptophyta, Magnoliopsida, Cucurbitales, Cucurbitaceae.